Molecule: messenger RNA, 1672 nt
Organism: Selaginella moellendorffii
Lineage: Eukaryota; Viridiplantae; Streptophyta; Lycopodiopsida; Selaginellales; Selaginellaceae
Product: spore wall maturation protein DIT1
Exons: 2
Coding region: 78-1610 (510 amino acids)
Source: RefSeq, a predicted model, not a curated record
ACAGAGGAGAACAAACACGUAAGUGAUCGCAAUUCCUAAAAACUUUAUAGCAAUUCUUCCCAUCUAGCUAGAACGCCAUGGCUUAUCCCAAGGACAAGAUCGCUUUCUUGUACAUUCACAGGGAGAGCGGCGAGAUCGCCUUCAUCUCCCAGUCCGCGUCGCGCCAUGUCCCAGUCGCCCAGAAGGGCGAUUUCACCUUCCAGUCCGUGGUUGCGAGCAAGGCACAAGAUCUCGAGGCAGCCAAGCAAGCCUCGCGCACCAUCGCUCCAGCGAUCAACAAGUACACCAUCACUCUGCUCGGAGCUGACCAAUCCAGCACCUGGGCAGCCACGAUCUACGAGAGAUUCCUCGGCAAUGGCUUCGAGGGCGUGGUGUUCGUGGAUCCAGGUACGCUGGAGCGCGAGAUCGACUACCUCGCCCCUCUCUUGCUGGACAACAGCGCCAUGACGAGAUCUUGCCUCCUGGACGCCUCCACUGCCGAUCAAGAGGUGGACGAGAUCACCGCUCGCGCGCUGGAGAUCAUCGAGAAGAACUUCAUCCACUUUGCCAGCAACGACCAGUGGUUUACCAGCGGAGGCAAGCAGAGAUUCGGCGAGGGAGUGAGAUACCACGUCGCGAGAAACGUUCCUCUCGAGUUCAUCCUGCCGGCGUUUCCAGUGAAGUCGUGCAAUCCAGACAAGACGCUGGGGAAGUUCCCGGACAAGGCCGAGGAGCUCGCCAUUCGCUCCAUGAAGAUCAUCGCGGAUCUCGUCAAGGAGGUCUAUCCUCCGGGCGUGCACUACAACAUCGUCUCGGAUGGCCACGUCUUCUCGGAUCUGGUUGGAGCCGAUGAUGCUACUGUGGAUACCUAUGGAAGGAUGUUCCGCGAGAUGGCGCAUGAUCUACAUCCCGGAUUGAUCAACUUCUUUCGCCUGGAUGAUUUCCUCCUGGACAACCAAGACGAGGAUAGCAUCGCAGCGCUGAUCUCCAACACGAUCUUGGAGCACCCGAUCGAGACGAAGCUGACUUCCAGCGCAGAGACCGCGAGACGAGCGCUACUGUGCUUGUUUGGCAACGACGAAUCCUCCGUGAGGAAGGACAUCCAAGAGAGCGUGGAGACGCGCAACUUACACCAUGGCUUCUCCAGAUUCAUGCUCGAGGAUCUCCAAGAACACAAGAGCUGCAAGGGUCUCCCCUCGCUCGCCGCAAAGGAGGAGCUUUGCAGCAAGGUGGGCUUCCUCAUGCUCUUGCGCAACCGCGCCUACUCGGCCAUGGUGGAGUGGCUCUUCCCUCUCGCGCUGCGCGUCUCGAUCCACCCGCAUCCCAAUCGCGGCCCCAAGUAUGGGAUCAAUGUGAUCCAUGCCUCGCUGCUCGCCGCGCAGCGCUCGUCCGAGGAGAAGAACUUCCACAUCCCCACGCCGUGGCACAACGCGGUGGUGGAGCUCGCGGAUGGGAAGUUCAUGCUGCUCCACUCCAAAGUCAUUCGAUCUGGGGAGCUCUCGGGGAAGCUGGCUUGCGAGGAGCUGGGAUCGAACGAGCAGGUGCUGCUCAAGCGCGAUGGCUACACGAUGGAGCUUGUGAAAUUCCCAGAUGGUCGACCCAGCCACUACAAGCAGAUCAAAGCCUGCUAAGUUCCUCGCAAACUUACAAUGAUCGUUGUUACUUCCAAAUGAAAGAAGCAAAGAUUUCCAUU